CACUAUUCCGCGCCAUGCCGCCCUGAGCGCUCGUCCAGUGUCCUCGGACGCUGGUCAACUGUCCGUCACAUUCGGCAGUUAAAAAAAUCGGUGAAUUGCUUUAAUAAAGCUUGAAAAAAAACAUGACGGGCUUGGAACUCAUCAUCUCCUCCAUUUGCAAUGCAACUUUUUGCGAAGCGGUUUAUGAUAAUCCUAUUACAGAGGCUAUACUGUCCGAUCAUAAAAAGGAAAUCCAGGAAAUCGCUGAAGACCUUAACGGCAAACAUUUGAAAAUAGGCACUUACGAUAAUUAUCCUUUAAGCUGGGUACACACUGAUGACAAUGGAAAGCUGACUGGGCGUGGCGUUGCUUUCAUAGUUUUGGACAUAUUACGCGAACGGUUCAACUUCACCUUUGAUGUAGUCACGCCGGCCAAAAACUAUGAAAUUGGCGUUGAAGGCAGAAUGCAGGACUCAUUAAUUGGAUUGGUCAAUAGUAGUCAAGUGGACAUGGCUGCAGCUUUCCUUCCCACAUUGUACAAAUACCAGCUGUACGUGGAUUUCUCUACGAUCCUCGACAACGGCGUUUGGAUGAUGAUGCUUCAGAGGCCUAAAGAGUCCGCCGCGGGCUCCGGACUCCUGGCCCCCUUCGAAAUACAAGUGUGGUAUCUGAUCUUAGCGGCAGUACUCGCUUACGGUCCGUGCAUCACUCUUCUCACGUACUUGCGGUCUAAGGUCGUGAAAGACGGAGAGAAAAACAUAUCGCUGUCGCCCAGUUUCUGGUUCGUGUACGGAGCCUUGCUGAAGCAGGGGACUACAUUAGCACCAGAAGCAAAUACCACUCGGAUCCUCUUCACAACAUGGUGGCUGUUCAUCAUCCUGCUGUCCGCGUUCUACACAGCCAACCUGACUGCUUUCCUCACACUCUCCAAGUUCACCCUGGACGUCGAAUACCCUGAGGACCUGUACAAGAAGAACUACCGCUGGGUCGCAUCAGAGGGCAGCACUGUGAAAUACGUUGUCAAUGACGCAAACGAAAACUUGCAUUUUCUAAGCAAAAUGGUAGCUAAUGGGCGAGCCGAGUUUCGUUCAGUGAACGCCGAUCGGCAGUUCUUACCCUACGUAACGGCCGGAGCGGUGCUUGUAAAGGAACAGACGGCCAUAGACCAUCUCAUGUUUGAAGACUACUUGAAGAAGACCAAGGACAAGGUGCCAGAAGUUAAGAGAUGCACGUAUGUGGUCGCCCCAAAUCCCUUUAUGGAGAAAUUACGGGGUUUCGCAUUUCCGAAACACAGCAAAUUAAAGUUAUUAUUUGAUCCAGUCCUCACGUAUCUCCUACAAUCUGGUAUAGUAACGUAUCUGGAACACCGAGACCUGCCCAGCACCAAGAUAUGUCCUCUGGAUCUGCAGUCCAAGGAUCGCAAGCUAAGGAACAGCGAUCUGUCGAUGACGUACAUGCUAAUGGGGGUCGGCUUGGCCACCGCUAUCGCUGUCUUUGGUGGAGAGAUGAUAAUCAGAUAUUACGUCCGUAUCAAAAUCAGAACAAAUCGGGGUGAUAGAACCAAAACAAAAACCGUAAAGAGUUCGAAACAUAGACGUUUCAGGAUCCAAGACGAUAGCCAUCCGCCACCUUACGAUUCGCUAUUUGGGCACAACUCGAGGUACAAGACGAAUGGCCACUCCACAAGCAAGAUUGUAAAUGGGAGAGAGUAUUGGGUGGUCGGCACAGUGAGCGGAGACACCAGGCUCAUACCGGUUAGGACCCCUUCCGCGUUUUUGUAUCACCGCGAUAAAUGAAAACUGAUGACCUUCUUUUGGCUAUCUUCGAACGAACGCUUACGUAGGUCUUCGCUUAUCUUCAUAAAAUUGUAUAUACAGGAUGGCCAACUUAGAGGUAUACAAUUUUUUUUGCCGCCAUUUUAUUUUGGCGGUAAAUGACAGUUAGGUAUUGCAUGAAAAUUAGUUUGUGUAGAUACGGCAAAUUUAUUAUGGAGCGUUUUACGACGGAACAACACGGGGCCACGUGUCACACGGCACGAGUUACAAUAGAAACAUUAAAAAUAACGUUUUCCGGUCGAUUAAUUUCGAGAAACGGUGACAUUGCCUGGCCCCCAAGAUCGCCUGAUUUAACAGCUCCUGACUUUUUUCUGUGGGGCUAUCUAAAGGGACGUGUCUAUGCUAAUAGGCCAACGAACCUUCAGCAAUUAAAACAAAAUAUUCGAAACACUGUCGCUGAGAUAACGUCAGAAAUGUGUGAAAAAGUGAUGAAAAACGCGAUGAAAAGGGUUCGCAUCUGCCAUGCUGCUAGAGGUGGACAUUUGUCUGACAUUAUUUUCCAUGUGUAAUUGCUGGCCCUACAUAUUAUAUUUAACAAGGAAUACUUAAUAUUUUUUUUGUUUUAUAGAAUAAAAUUUCAAAAAUAAAGUGUAUACCUCUUAUUUGGCCACCCUGUAUAAGGUCAAAAGAAACAUUUGACUGACUAUAUCUUUCUUUGUAUCACCUAAGUAGGGAUCGACACGCUGCGGCUCACGAGCUGAAAAUAUUGACUUGUGUAUGACGUUAAGAAUGGUGAUAGGUAUUACCUAUGUGAAAAAUAUCUCUUGAUCAAUUUCUUGUACCUAAUGAGUAAUAUUAGGUCCAGCACUAGUGCUUAUUAUCAUUAUAGGUAUGUAAGAAUAUGUAGUAAUAAAAUUUGUAAGUUAGAAAAUCAAGUUAAUGUUUGAGAGAUAGAUUUAUGACAUGAUUUUUGUGGAAAGUAUAUGUACUUAAAGAUACACAUGGCACAGAUUCACUAUUUUAUAAUUAAGGAGCAGAACCUUAGUGUCAAUAAAACAUUUAAUUAAA
This is a messenger RNA of Cydia splendana, 2822 nucleotides long. RefSeq names its product glutamate receptor ionotropic, delta-2 (gene Ir76b). Gene Ontology annotation, cellular component: postsynaptic density membrane; plasma membrane. The transcript has 11 exons. Gene Ontology annotation, biological process: synaptic transmission, glutamatergic; modulation of chemical synaptic transmission. Gene Ontology annotation, molecular function: sodium channel activity; transmitter-gated monoatomic ion channel activity involved in regulation of postsynaptic membrane potential; glutamate receptor activity. The coding region runs from base 123 to 1775 and encodes 550 amino acids. The record is from RefSeq and is a predicted model, not a curated record. Lineage: Eukaryota; Metazoa; Arthropoda; Insecta; Lepidoptera; Tortricidae.